This is a messenger RNA of Protomyces lactucae-debilis, 490 nucleotides long. RefSeq lists its product as uncharacterized. Bases 11 to 280 code for a protein of 89 amino acids. The transcript has a single exon. NCBI's taxonomy places the organism in Eukaryota, Fungi, Ascomycota, Taphrinomycetes, Taphrinales, Protomycetaceae. The record is from RefSeq and is a predicted model, not a curated record.
CUUCUCGGUGAUGGGCCACCAAUGCUCGCGCUUAGCAAUGGCCCCGGAGGAAAGCUCUUCUGGGCCGUCAGCGCUCGUGAUCCUUGAGCUUGAUCCAGUUUCCAUGGCCUCUGCAGCGGAAAAUUCUUGGAAGGAUAUGAGCAUUGAGCAGGCCGCGAUCAGGAAGCUGACCCACAACAUCCAAGCUGUAUGUUCAGACCUCAUAAGCUGCAUUGCAGGCAAGGGUUCUGGCAGUAGUCGUAUGUUGCGAACGCCCUUGGCUGGGAGAGAGGCAGCUUGAAGAGUGGACAGGCCGGCUGACGUGUAUCAAUUGGAAUUGGGAAGUCUCUUGUAGCUGAUGCAAAGGGGUCAGGGGAAGUAGUUGGCAAUUGCCAUUUCAUUUCUGCAACAUGAACCAAGCAAAAGAUUGCUCGCUUUCGAAGGCCAAGUUCUGAGCUCAGCAUGCGUCGUUGAUUCCGGCUACUUGACACGUAGAAAUCAAAUGACUCGC